UUUUUUUUUUUCAGAGAUAACAUGAUGGACCCUACCGCUGUAUUUGGAAUGAUUUUUGGAAGUGAAGUUUUUGAAGAAUAUAUUGGGAAACUUGCACUGCCUUUUUUAGCAUCUAUAGCAAUUGAUGAAGGCAUACAGGAUCCCGAAGUUCAGGGGCAAAAAAUUCAAGAAAAGAUGAAAGCAUGGCAGAAGGAAAGAGAGCAGAAGCUUUCAGCAAUUCUGAUAGACCGGCUGCAACUAUCGGUCGUUGGUCAAGAAGAAGAAUUUACUGCAUGGGCAAAGUCAGAAGCUCGUACCCUUUCUAAAGCUGCUUUUGGUGAGGCCAUGCUACAUACAAUUGGUUACAUCUACACACGAAAAUCGGCAAGAGAACUUGGCAAGGAUUUACGGUACAUGAAUGUUCCCUUUUUGGCUGAGUGGGUUCGAGAUAAAGGACACCGUAUUAAGUCACAAGUAACAGCAGCCUCAGGAGCUGUGUCCCUAAUUCAAAUACAAGAAGAACUCAAGAAGCUAAACGAAGGAGAAAACAAGGAAGAAAGCAUAAUCAAAGCUAUUGAAGAUAAGAAGGAUGCCAUGGUUAAUUCUCUAUGGCAGAUCAAUGUGAUUGAUAUUGAAUCAACUCUGUCACAUGUUUGCCAAGCAGUUCUUAAAGAUCCUAGUGCCUCCAAAGAUGUUCUGAAGGCUCGGGCCAAAGCAUUGAAAAAGUUAGGAAGCAUCUUUCAAGGUGCUAAGGCUCCUUAUAGCAGAGAAAACAACCUACGCAAAGAAAAUGGCAAAGUAGUAGAUGCUCCUUCCUCCUCGUCAUAGUCAUCUUGUUCUCUUUGUUUGAUAUGGUGAUGUGCUGAGUAGUAUUCUACUAUUCUCUGGAUUUUGAACACUGUUUGAUGCAGUGCUCCAUUGCUGUUGAUAGUCAUGCUAUGCAAUAUUGCUUGAACUCAUGGAUUGGACUAACCUGCCAUAAUUACACACUUGGAUUUAAUAAUUUUCAUCUAGUGAUU
Vigna radiata var. radiata (mung bean) is the source of this 998-nucleotide messenger RNA. RefSeq names its product chaperone protein dnaJ 10. NCBI's taxonomy places the organism in Eukaryota, Viridiplantae, Streptophyta, Magnoliopsida, Fabales, Fabaceae. The annotation marks the transcript as partial. The record is from RefSeq and is a predicted model, not a curated record. The transcript has 6 exons.